Molecule: messenger RNA, 2670 nt
Organism: Dipodomys ordii (Ord's kangaroo rat)
Lineage: Eukaryota; Metazoa; Chordata; Mammalia; Rodentia; Heteromyidae
Gene: Epb41l5
Product: erythrocyte membrane protein band 4.1 like 5
Exons: 24
Coding region: 5-2200 (731 amino acids)
Cellular component (GO): cytoskeleton
Molecular function (GO): cytoskeletal protein binding
Source: RefSeq, a predicted model, not a curated record
AAAAAUGCUGAGCUUCCUGCGUAGAACUCUUGGGCGCAGGUCUAUGCGUAAACAUGCUGAGAAGGAACGGCUCCGAGAGGCACAAAGAGCAGCCACACACAUUCCUGCAGCUGGAGAUUCAAAGUCCAUCAUCACCUGCCGGGUGUCCCUUCUGGAUGGUACAGAUGUUAGUGUGGACUUGCCGAAAAAAGCCAAAGGACAAGAGCUGUUUGACCAGAUUAUGUAUCACUUGGACCUGAUUGAAAGUGACUAUUUUGGUCUGAGAUUUAUGGAUUCCGCCCAAGUAGCACAUUGGUUGGAUGGUACAAAAAGCAUCAAAAAACAAGUCAAAAUUGGUUCACCUUAUUGUCUGCAUCUUCGAGUUAAGUUUUAUUCCUCGGAACCAAAUAAUCUUCGUGAAGAAUUAACUCGGUAUUUAUUUGUUCUUCAGUUAAAACAAGAUAUUCUCAGUGGAAAAUUAGAGUGUCCCUUCGAAACAGCAGUGCAGUUGGCAGCUUAUAAUCUUCAAGCUGAACUUGGUGAUUAUGAUCUUGCUGAACAUAGUCCUGAACUUGUCUCUGAGUUCAGGUUUGUGCCUACUCAGACUGAAGAGAUGGAGCUGGCUAUUUUUGAAAAAUGGAAGGAAUACAGAGGACAGACACCAGCACAAGCUGAAACCAAUUAUCUGAAUAAAGCCAAAUGGCUUGAGAUGUAUGGAGUUGAUAUGCAUGUGGUUAAAGCUAGAGAUGGAAAUGACUAUAGUUUGGGACUUACCCCAACAGGAGUCCUCGUUUUUGAAGGAGAGACCAAAAUCGGCUUAUUUUUUUGGCCCAAGAUAACCAGAUUGGAUUUUAAGAAGAAUAAAUUAACAUUGGUGGUUGUAGAAGAUGAUGAUGAGGGCAAAGAACAGGAACACACAUUUGUUUUUAGACUGGAUCAUCCAAAAGCAUGCAAGCAUUUAUGGAAAUGUGCUGUGGAACAUCAUGCCUUCUUCCGCCUCCGAGGACCUGUCCAAAAGAGUUCUCAUCGCUCUGGAUUUAUUCGACUAGGAUCACGGUUCAGAUAUAGUGGGAAAACUGAGUAUCAGACCACAAAAACUAAUAAAGCAAGGAGAUCAACAUCCUUUGAAAGAAGACCAAGCAAACGAUAUUCUCGACGAACUUUACAAAUGAAAGCGAGUACCACAAAACCUGAAGAACUAAGUGUUCACAAUAGUGUUUCAACUCAGAGUACUAACUCCCAACAGGCUUGGGGUGUACAGUCUUCUCCGCCUGUGAUUCCUUCCACAUUUUCUGCUCCGGUGCUGGUAGAGAUAGAGAAUCUUCCACAGAGUUCUGGAACAGACCAACACAACAGGAAAUGCUUGCCUCUGAGUAUUGAUUUGCUCAAUAGUCCAGACUUGUUAAAAACAACUGUUGGUGAUAUAGUUGGGGCAUCAGAUACUGUGGAAACAACCCCAGCACUGGAUGAUAUUAACAAAGCCUCCAGACCAACUGGAUUAGAGGAACCUGAAAUGGAGUGUGAAACAUUGAAAGAUGCCACAGAGAAACUCAAACAGAUUGAGGUGGAGAAUAAUUCUCUGUCAUCCCCACCAUCAAACAUUGAUGUUAACAUCAACAGUCAGGAAGAAGUGGUGAAGUUGACUGAGAAAUGUCUCAAUAAUGCCAUUGAGAGCCCAGGACCAAAUGCCAUAAGGUUUCCUACUGACUUCAAGAGUAACAUUUUAAAGGCUCAAGUAGAAUCUGUGCAGAAGGUUACAAGAGAAGAUAGCUUAAGUCAUAAAAAUGCCAGUGUUCAGGAUACUACCACAAUCAGUGCUGUAUUAAAUGAGAAUAAUGUGCCCCUCUGCCAAGAUUCUCAUGCUGUGCUACAUACCACAGCUGCAGACAAUGGUUCUAUUCUAAAGGAUGCUACAGAUGAAUUGGAUGCCUUACUCCUGUCUCUAACUGAGAAUCUAAUUGACCCCACAGUCACACCUCAGGUGUCCUCAGCAUCCAUGAUCACACCCCGUUGGAUUAUUCCACAGAGCAGUGCCUUUUCAAAUGGGCUUACAGGAUGUGGAUCAUCUUUGGAAGGGACAGAGGGACAUGGUAAUAAAGACAGAAUCUCCAUGAUCUCUACCCCAGCACCAUUCUUGGUAGACGCUGUAACCAGCUCUGCUCCAAGUUUGGCAAGAGACCCUGUUUUGAAGCAGAAGUGUUUACUGACCACUGAGCUCUAAGGGGCUGCCUUUCCCCCAACACUUGUAACUGGAAUGCUCAGCACUCUCCAGCAGCCGUCCUGGAAUCCUUUUGAGCUGGAAUGUGUUGGACUCUAGAGCUUGUCCUGUACGUGCUCUACCUGGAUUUGACUUUAGCUCCAUUUUAAAAAAGAAACUAAAAUUUCCGUCCAACUGGAAGUUUAAGCACACUACAAUCUGCUCAACUGAGGGUAUCUGGUCUUUUACUUUAUUAUUAGAGUCUUCAAAUUCCUGAAUCAGGGCAGUUCCCUGCUGUUUCCUCCAAGCUCUUGGCUCCACCUAGCGGUUAUGUGUUCGUAGUGACUUCACAGCAAGGCAACUCGGGUUAGCUACAUCCCUUUGAUUACUAUGUGUUCCUGAUCUGAAUGCCUAAGAAAUGGCACUUUCCCAUACAUUAUCUGGGAAUAAUCAGGAAGGUGUGGUAGAUAGUAUGUUGGUAGAUUUGGGGCAGC